Messenger RNA from Sphaerulina musiva SO2202, 603 nucleotides. RefSeq lists its product as uncharacterized. The transcript has 6 exons. The record is from RefSeq and is a predicted model, not a curated record. Lineage: Eukaryota; Fungi; Ascomycota; Dothideomycetes; Mycosphaerellales; Mycosphaerellaceae. The coding region runs from base 1 to 603 and encodes 200 amino acids.
AUGCACAUCCCGAAGCGACAGCGCAAUGGAACAUCUUGUGACGGCGAGGAGAAGCAAUCGAUCGAUCGAUCGAUUGGGGAGGAAGAAUAUUUCGCAGCAGUUGGUGAUCUCGACGACGGGGAAGAUGAUGAUGAUGAUGAUGAUGAUGAUGAUGAUGAUGAUGAUGAUGAUGAUGAUGAUGAUGAUGCAAGUGCCUUAAGUACCAAUCGGAUACGGGAGCAAUAUCUUGCGGCGCAGACUCCUAGAGAGAGCUGGAGGCGGAUGUCGGCCAGAAAGGAUCGUCGUCUUCAGACCGUGCUAGCGACUUGGGCACGGAACUCUGUGGUGGUUCACCAAAGCGCGAUAGCCGCCGCAUCUCUAGGCUUGGAGAGGAAUGCUGAAGCAGCGGGUUUUAGACUCGCGUUCUCCUACCUACCUAGCUACAACUUACACACUACCGCUCCACCUCGCUCGACUUCCGCAGGUCCUGUAGCGCGCAGCUUUUCAGUCGAACCUCUUCUCAAGCGUGCGCGUGAAGAACCCGCAGUCCGCGGCCAUCGGCCUUUUUUCUUCGGUAACGCGUUGAAGGAUCGGGGGGAGGCGUGUGUUCCUGCAGGAGUCUAA